Drosophila takahashii is the source of this 4625-nucleotide messenger RNA. RefSeq names its product arc (gene a). The record is from RefSeq and is a predicted model, not a curated record. NCBI's taxonomy places the organism in Eukaryota, Metazoa, Arthropoda, Insecta, Diptera, Drosophilidae. Gene Ontology annotation, molecular function: protein binding.
UAACCCAUAAAACUAACAACAAUUCUCAUAAACAAACAAAAUAAAAAGAAAAACGUUAAAAAAACAACACAGUGUAAAAAAGUUUAGCAACCGCGAAAACGACUUACGAAUUUUCACAACAACUUGAUGUUUUGUAACGGAUUUUCGAGAAACUGGUAAAAACUUUAUUGUGGAUUCUUCUGCUGCUUCUUCUUUGCAACCGCGACAGAAAAUUUAGUGGCUCUGCGGAUUUUUUGUGAACGCAAAACAUUCGAGAUUCCCAUUCUUCUAACACUGGAGUCAUCACUGGAAACCCAUUAAGUGCAAACAACAGCAACAACAUAGUAUGCGUCUCUUCAAAACGCGCAAAUCCACGGACACCUACAGCACACUAGCCGCUCAGCAACACCAACAGCAGCAGCAGCAACAACAGCAGACCGACAACAGCAACAUUUGCCAGAGCAGCAGUAGCAGAAGUCACACGCCAGCAACAUGCAACAACCGACUGAACAAGAGCAUUGCGAACAGCACCACCAUAUCCUCAUCGCUGCCUGAUCUGCAUGACAAGUCGCCCGUCAUGAUACUCAGCUGCACCACCCUGGCCAGCAGUGGAGCCACCGCCACGGCAGCGGUCACAGCAACAGCCAACGGCACACCGGCAACAUCUGCCGGCGGUCUGCAGCAGCAGCAACAUCAGCAACACCAGCAGCAGCCGUUACGCACGGCCACGCCCACAUGCCUACUAAGUGGACGGCAGACGCCCUCGGCCAUCUCGGUGUUGUCGCUCCAAGAGGCCACCAGUCUGCACCGCCAGCAGCAGCAGCAGCAGCAACAUCAGCCACCCACCAUCUAUGUGCCCGUGCCCACGAAACUUGGCAGCAAUGUCAACCCUGGCAGCAACUCGGCCACAUUGCUCUUAAGCUAUGGCAGCACCAACAGCAUCGCCUCCAUGCAGCAACAGCAGCAGCAGCAUGCCGCCCAGUACCAGCAAUAUGUUGCCCAGCGUCUGCACGCCGCUUCCAGUAGUUGUCUGUACGAGAAGGGAGCCAAUGCCAGCGGAGGACCGAGCAGCAACAAGAGCAGCCGAUCCCUGACCCCGAAUGGCCACCUGCCUGACUACAAACUGGUGACAGCGGUGCCCGUUGUUGUCCUGGACGAUGAACACAAAUCGAAUUCAUUGCCAGCCAGUGAACUGUGUCGCAACAGCAGCGGCAACAUCAACAGCAGCAGCAGCAGCAACAUCAACAGCAGCAACAGCCUUGACGUCAGCAACAGCAACAGCAACUCGAACUCGGGCAGCUCCACUUCGUUGGCCAGCACCACGCGGAAUGUUUUCACCUGGGGCAAGCGCAUGAGUCGCAAACUGGAUCUGCUGAAGCGCAGCGAUUCGCCCGCCGCCGCCCACAAAUCGCACUCGGAUCUGAGGAGUCUGUUCCACUCGCCAACGCACCACAAGAGUGGUGGUGGCUCCGGUGGUGGAUCCAGUUCGGCGAAGGCUUCGCCCUCACCCACGGGCGGCCAGCAGAGCAGCUCCGGCUCCAGCACGACCAGCACUACCAGCACCCUCAAGAAGUGCAAGUCGGGGCCCAUUGAGACGAUCAAGCAGCGUCACCAGCAGCAGCAGCAGUUGGUCCAGGAUGUGGGCUCUGGACAGAGCCAGAGUGCUCAGACCACGCCCACGCAUCAGUUCCAGGCGGCCGCCCGCCCACAGAAGGCGCUGAAGAACUUCUUCCAUCGGAUCGGCUCCACCGGCAUGCUGAACCAUCGCUCGCACAACCUCCUCAAGGCCUCGGAGGCGUCGCAGCAGGCCACACCGGCUUCCACCACUCUGUACAGGAGCAGUUCCACCAGUCAGCUGUCCAGCUGCUCCUACGUCAAGUGUGACGAUCCCACCGAGGGCCUCAAUCUUCAGCGGGAACAGCGCGAGCAGCAGCAGCGACUUCCGCGGAUCUCCAGCCUGAAGUCCAGUAGCUGCGAUGAUAUAGCCAAGGUGAGCAGUUGCCUGACGGCCAGCACAAGUGGUGGCAGUGCGGCAGGCAGCCUGGGAUCUCCUCCUGCCAGUAAUGGAGGAUCAUCUGCUGGGGGAGGAACUACCGCAUCCAGUGGCCAACAACACGAUCCUUCGCGACGUGGAGCCUUUCCCUACGCCUUCCUGCGAUCCCGCCUCUCCGUGCUGCCCGAGGAGAAUCAUGGCAAUGGUGCGGGUCACCUGAAGCAGCAGAUUCAACGGCAGCGGGAGCAGCAUCUCCUCCAGGAGCAGGAGCAGGCCUCCCAGGCGUCGCCUCUGCCCCACCGCCGAUCCCCCGAACAGGCGAUGCUGGGCAAUGUGUCGCGCAACGAUAGCAUCACGUCCAAGGACUGGGAACCACUUUACCAAAGAUUAAGUAGUUGUCUGAGUUCAAACGAGUCCGGCUACGACAGCGAUGGGGGUGCGACGGGAGCCCGGCUGGGCAAUAAUCUGAGCAUCUCCGGCGGAGAUACCGAAUCUAUUGCCUCGGGCACCCUCAAGCGCAACUCGCUCAUCUCGCUCAGUUCGUCGGAGGGCGUGGGCAUGGGAAUGGGUCUAAGUUUGGGAAUGGGAGUAGCUCCUUCGACGCGGAACAGCAGCAUCUGCAGUGCUCCGGUGUCGCUGGGUGGCUACAACUACGACUACGAAACGGAGACGAUCCGGCGGAGAUUCAGGCAACUGAAGCUGGAGAGGAAGUGCCAGGAGGACUACAUCGGGAUCGUGCUGUCGCCCAAAACAGUGAUGACGAAUAGCAAUGAGCAGCAGUACCGGUAUCUCAUUGUGGAACUGGAACCCUAUGGCAUGGCUCAGAAGGACGGUCGUCUGCGUCUGGGCGACGAGAUAGUCAACGUGAACGGCAAGCACCUGCGCGGCAUCCAAUCCUUCGCGGAGGUCCAGCGCCUGCUCAGUAGCUUCGUGGACAACUGCAUCGACCUGGUGAUUGCCCACGAUGAGGUGACCACCGUCACCGACUUCUACACCAAAAUCCGCAUCGACGGGAUGAGCACGCAGCGCCACAGGUUGAGUUAUGUCCAGCGCACCCAGAGCACCGACAGUCUGGCCAGCAUGCAGAGUCUGCAGCUGCAGCAGGAGAGGAUUCAGGGGCAGGAGACGGACCCGCAAGGCGAGGAUCAGUGCGAUGCCCGAUCGAUGGCCAGUGUCAGCACAAUGCCCACUCCGAUGCCACUGAUGCAGCACCGAAGGAGCUCCACGCCGAGACACUCACUGGUGGAGGUGGCUGGGCCGGAGCACGAGCUAAUCAGAAGGCGGGCACGCAGCUCCUCAGGUCAGCGCAGCUUGGCUCUAACACCGACCCCACUCAGCAGCUGCUCCUCCUCCCCUAACCACCGGUUGAUGGUUGAUAACGAGCAUGACCCCGCUAACGACACCGAUUCCUAUACGCCAGUCUAUGCAAGUCGGGCGGCGAGCGUGUGCGUGGCCUCCUCGCUGGCGGACGACGAGAAGUGGCAGCUGCUCGCGCGGAAGCGCUGCUCGGAGGGAUCAGCCCUGUCCGCCGGAACGAGCCAACAGCAGUUUGGCCAGCGCACCCACUACGCGAGGAACUCGAUCAAUCUGGCCAACUCGCACUACCGCUCGCUCCGGUUUGCCCACUCUCGGCUGAGCUCAUCGCGGCUCAGCCUGUUCAUGCAGGCGCCGCCACCUAACAGUCUAACCGUCGGGGAGGGAGUCGCUAACAACCCAUCCUCCACCACUGAUCUCACUAACCAGCAGCAGCAACAGCAACAGCAGCCAAACCAGCCACAGACACACCAAUCACUGUACAUCAAGCACUCGCCAAAGAGCGUCUCAUUGUUCUCGCCUAAUCCCUAUGUUAACGCCUCAGCCUCCGCCUCAUCCUCACCAGCCUCACAGGCAUCCACAUCGGCAGGAGCGGGAGCUUCCCUGGCCCCGCCAGCCGCCGCCCUAAUGCAUCACAGGCCAUCGCUGCCGGUGGCCAAGCUAACCAUACGCGACGAGGAGAUGGCCGAGGUCAUCCGCGCGUCCAUGAGCGAGGGCAGUGGUCGUUGCACCCCCAAGACCAUCACCUUCUUCAAGGGACCUGGACUGAAAUCUUUGGGCUUCAGCAUAGUGGGAGGUCGGGAUUCGCCCAAGGGCAACAUGGGGAUCUUUGUUAAGACCGUAUUUCCCUCGGGACAGGCAGCCGAUGAUGGUACACUGCAAGCAGGCGAUGAGAUAGUGGAGAUCAAUGGCAACUCCGUGCAGGGCAUGAGUCAUGCCGAGACCAUAGGACUCUUUAAGAACGUUAGAGAGGGCACCAUUGUGCUCAAGAUCUUGAGAAGAAAAUUGCAAAAAGCUAAAUCGAUGGGUUGUUAGUUGAUACCCACAUUGGAGUUUUCCUUAUGAUUAAAUACCUGAUUAUGGACAACCUGCAUCGUUUAACCAAGUUAAAUGUUAGCUUCAUUAAGUGAAGCCCUUUUUCGUAAUCGUACAAAGCCCCUUGAAAGAACUAUACUUAUAUACAGACUCUAUUUAGCAUCUAGCAUCCCAAAUAGUGUGUAGUCAAUUGUAUGGAGUUACAAUUUUAAAUUAUUUACCCAUUCUAGACUAGGCUAAGAUUCGAAACGUUGUACAAGUUAUAUUUACAUUCAAGUUAAAUAUAUUUACCUGAAAAGCAAAA